UGUGUGUGUGUGUGUGUGUGAGAGAGAGAGAGAGAGAGAGAGAGAGAGAGAGAGAGGCUCUGAGGUGACAGUCCCGAGCUUUCACACCAGGAAGUGGAGGAGGACAUGUCGCUGAGUUGAAGCCACGAACGACCAGAACCCGUCGCCUUUCCAGUUCGAGAUUCCUGACUUUUCUCUCCAACCACACUACUUCGUAUGACUGCUUUCUCCUAUUGAUGCCAGUUUCCAGCAGCUUCCUCAGAGAAGAUGAGCUGCGACAGCACCACCAUGUCUGCAUGUGCCCCAGCAGCCUUCUUGGCCUGAGGAAAUUUGUAAUGCUGUGAUAAUCCAUACCUGCAUCCAAACAUGGCUCCAGUCCCUCCAGGAAUCCUCCUCCUGGUGUCCUUCAACAGGGAUCAAUGGUACAAAGCACUCACCUUCAUCCUCACCUUCUUGCUCUACACCAGUUUCCACCUCUCCAGGAAACCUAUUAGCAUUGUCAAGCUCAGCCGCCAUGUGUUGGAGUUCACCCCAGUGAAUGGGAGGGUCGUGUCCCUACGCCUUCGGGUUGGGGACAGGUGUCUCACUGUUGUCUCGGCCUACGGGCCCAACAGCAGUGCAGAGUAUCCAGCCUUCUUGGAGUCCCUGGGAGGGGUACUAGAUAGUGGCCCGACUGGGGACUCCUUUGUUCUACUGGGGGACUUCAACGCCCACGUGGGCAAUGACAGUGAGACCUGGAGAGGGGUGAUCGACACUCGGAUAGAGAGAGGGACAGAGCUGUCCACCAAUCACCACCUGGUGAGCUUCUCCCAGAUUCUGAGGGAGGUUGGAGACAUGGAGGCUGAGUGGUCCAUGUUCUCCUCCUCCAUUGUUGCUGCGGCCGCUCGUAGCUGUGGUUGUAAGGUCUCUGGUGCCUGUCGCGGUGGCAAUCCCCAAACCUGGUGGUGGCAGCCGGAAGUAAGGGAUGCCGUCAAGCUGAAGAAGGAGUCCUACCUGUCAUUUAUGGCUUGUGGGACUCCUGAGGCAGCUGACAGGAGGGGAAAGCAGCUCUCCACCAACACUGUCUACACUGUGGGUGGGGACCUCCUGACCUCAACUGAGGAGGUCGUCGGGCUGUGGAAGGAAUACUUCAAGGGUCUCCUCAAUCCUGCCGUCACGUCUUCCGAAGAGGAAGCAGAAACUGUGGAUUCAGAGGCGGACUCAUCCAUCACCCGGGCUGAAGUCACCGAGGUAGUUAGAAAGCUCCUUGGCAGCAAAGCUCCGGGGGUGGAUGAGAUCCGUCCUGAAUACCUUAAGUCUCUGGAUGUUGUGCGACUGUCCCGGGUACUGGAGAGGAGGAUCCGACCGAUAAUCGAACCUCGGAUUCAGGAGGAGCUGUCUGGUUUUCGUCCUGAUCGCAGCACACUGGACCAGCUCUAUGCCCUCCAUCAGGUGCUCGAGGGCUCAUGGGAGUUCGCCCAACCAGUCCACAUGUGUUUUGUGGAUCUGGAGAAGGCACUAGACUACAAAAGCAACUACAAACAGCUGCUGGGAGCUAUGGACUACUCCUUUCUGUGUGCCUAUGCAGUGGGAAUGUACCUCAGCGGCAUCAUUGGGGAGCGCCUGCCCAUUCGGCUGUACCUGACAGUAGGCAUGCUGACCAGCGGACUUUUUACAUGUUUGUUUGGCCUGGGCUACAUCUACAACAUCCACAACUUGGGCUUCUAUAUAUUUGUCCAGGUGGCCAAUGGCUUAGUCCAGACUACUGGCUGGCCCAGUGUAGUGACCUGCAUUGGCAACUGGUUUGGAAAGGGAAGGCGUGGACUCAUCAUGGGCCUAUGGAACUCCCAUACCUCAGUCGGAAACAUCUUGGGCUCUCUGAUCGCAGGCUACUGGGUCUCCUCCAACUGGGGCCUGUCCUUCAUUGUACCGGGGCUCAUUAUUGCAGUCAUGGGUGUCAUCUGCUUCCUCUUCCUCAUUGAGCAUCCUAAUGACCUGAAAAGCAUCUAUGCUCAAAAUUCAUCUCCAGGCAAAAGUGUUUCAACCAAAAGUUGGAAUGGACUAAAUGGACACACUGAGGUGUAUCUGCAGUACAAGGAGAACAACAGCCAGGUGUGUGCCUACUGCUAUUACAAGGAUAGUGUUCUAAACAGAAAGGGUCACGACACAGAGCUGCUGUUGCCCAGGGACAGUGUGUAUGUCCCUGUGCAGCCUGUUGUUGUGGUGAAGAGCGAAUCAGAGCCAUCUGCUAUCAGCUUCAUGGGAGCCCUACGAAUACCAGGAGUGAUUGAGUUCUCUCUGUGUCUGCUGUUUGCUAAGCUGGUCAGUUACACUUUCCUCUUCUGGUUGCCACUCUACAUGACCAAAGCAGCUCACCUGGAUGCCAAGAAAGCUGGAGAUCUCUCCACCCUGUUUGAUGUGGGAGGAAUUGUGGGAGGGAUCUUGGCAGGAGUGAUCUCUGAUAAACUGGGGAAGAGAGCCACCACCUGUGCAGUAAUGUUGCUGCUGGCUGCUCCUACACUGUACGGCUUUUCCAUGAUCAGUGAGUUCGGUCUGGGGCCAACUAUUGGGAUGCUGUUAGUGUGUGGAGGCCUUGUGAAUGGACCAUAUGCCCUUAUCACAACUGCAGUGUCUGCUGAUUUGGGGACCCACAAGAGCCUGAAAGGCAACGCUAGAGCAUUAUCCACUGUCACUGCUAUCAUUGAUGGCACAGGAUCUGUAGGAGCAGCACUGGGCCCCCUGCUGGCUGGACUCUUAUCUGCUGGUGGCUGGGAUCAGGUCUUCUACAUGCUGAUGACUGCAGACUUCCUUGCUCUGUUGCUUUUGCUACGGCUAGUGACAAAGGAGAUGUCCUCGUCUAAGUCCCGUCCCAUCUCCGCUGUAGAGUUGAAGGAGCACUGAGCACUUUGAUUACACACACACACACACA
Molecule: messenger RNA, 2887 nt
Organism: Stegastes partitus (bicolor damselfish)
Lineage: Eukaryota; Metazoa; Chordata; Actinopteri; Pomacentridae
Product: glycerol-3-phosphate transporter
Exons: 25
Coding region: 346-2859 (837 amino acids)
Biological process (GO): phosphate ion transmembrane transport; glucose-6-phosphate transport
Cellular component (GO): endoplasmic reticulum membrane
Molecular function (GO): glucose 6-phosphate:phosphate antiporter activity
Source: RefSeq, a predicted model, not a curated record